AUGCUAGCAAAUUUGCCAAGGAGCUCACGUGGAGACCAUGCGAAGAGAGAUGCCUGCCGUGUGGUAGCGCAGCAUUUCGCGAGCAAAGUCCGGCCGUUUGCUCGCUUGGCCAAGGAUGUGCUGGCUGGUAUACAACAAGGCUCAGAGCGGCCAGUGAGACUCACCGAGGAGUCGCUGACCGUGCUGCAGGCGGGCAUGGAAAGCGCAGUCUCACGCCAUUUCAAUGAUGGUGCCCGGUGCAUGCUCCAUGCGAACAGAACAACAAUGUUUCCUUCUGAUUUGCGAUUGGCUGCAUCCGUGAGAUCAGAUUAUGGGGCUGGCGGCCAACAGGCCGAGCAACACCUGCAGAAGCGCGUCGGCUCGGAUAUCGAGUCACGUGAAAUAGAGCGGUCAAGAGCGCAACUUGGUGCCGGAAGUGAGGCAACAGUCCAUUGCGACCUUGUCGUGGUAGGUGGGAUGCAGGUCUGUCGUGGUUGCACAAAACACGUGUCGAGGCUUAAAGAGCCCUUAUCAACCAUGGUAAGUACACCCUCUCUGUAG
Molecule: messenger RNA, 540 nt
Organism: Symbiodinium sp. CCMP2456
Lineage: Eukaryota; Dinophyceae; Suessiales; Symbiodiniaceae
Source: the annotation of a GenBank genome assembly